CAUAUAUAAUUGUGAAAUAAAAUUUUAUACACAUCUGUAGGUCCUGCUCCUAUAUACAAAUUACAAACUUUGGUUGGAUAUGAAGGUCAUUGUUUGUCUCGACCAAGAGGUCCAGCAUAUACUAUCAGACCUCGAACAAAAAUUCAUAUACCAAGUUUUGGACCAGGUCCACAAUAUAAUGUUUCAAAAUUAACAAAUUAUGGAACAGAUAGUCCUCCUGCAUAUACAAUAGCUAGUAGAAAACCAUUUAAAGGUAGCCAAAAUAAUGUUUAAGCAGAAUGAUUUGAUAUAUUUUAAAAUAUCAAACAAAAUAUCAGACAAAAUAUCUUUCACAAAAAGUCAUUGUUCUCUUUUCAAUGUAGUGAGGGAUUUUGGACCAGGGCCGGGAGCACACUACCCAGAAUUAUGUCCCCCAAUGAAUCACAAUAUUAGGGCUCCUGCUUAUAGCAUUAAAUCUAGAAGUAGAACAAAACUGGAAGACAUUGGACCUGGUCCAAAUGCAUAUAUUUUACCAACCACCAUAGGACCAAAAAUUCCUGACAAAAUAGCUCAAGGUGCUUUUUCCUUUUCUGGUAUUCACAAACUUAGAGAAAAAGAUGUUGGUCCUGGUCCAGCAGCUUACAGGCUAAAUAUAGAUCUUAUAAAACGUAGUUCUCCAGCAUUUAGUGUAAAAUGGAGGACUAAACUAGCAGAUGUAGAUAUAACUCCAGGGCCACAAUAUUAUCCUAAAUACGAUAGUAGAAGACGUCCCCCUAUGUACUCUUUUGGUAUAAGACACAGUGAAUGUGCUGGUUUACCUAUCACAAGCUUGGACGAAGACUGAUACAUUGUGAAUUUUGUAAAUUAUUACAGAGCUAAGAAAAUGAUUUUACAUCUUUUUUUUAAACAUGCAUAGAAUUUUUGUAAUAAUCGUUAUAAUCAUGAAUUUCACUAACAUUCAUGUAAUUGCAUUCUCAUGCAAUUGUUUGAAUUUAAAAUGGACUGAC
Messenger RNA from Frieseomelitta varia, 986 nucleotides. RefSeq names its product outer dense fiber protein 3-like. The transcript is spliced from 3 exons. The coding region runs from base 266 to 823 and encodes 185 amino acids. NCBI's taxonomy places the organism in Eukaryota, Metazoa, Arthropoda, Insecta, Hymenoptera, Apidae. The record is from RefSeq and is a predicted model, not a curated record.